Symsagittifera roscoffensis is the source of this 3029-nucleotide messenger RNA. Its product is annotated as coiled-coil domain-containing protein 57-like. The coding region runs from base 43 to 2916 and encodes 957 amino acids. The record is from RefSeq and is a predicted model, not a curated record. Gene Ontology annotation, cellular component: spindle microtubule; centriolar satellite; centriole. The transcript has a single exon. NCBI's taxonomy places the organism in Eukaryota, Metazoa, Xenacoelomorpha, Acoela, Convolutidae. Gene Ontology annotation, biological process: microtubule nucleation; centriole replication; positive regulation of mitotic cell cycle.
GAAUUUUUAGAACCGAAUUUUUUCAGACAAGGAUUUGACUCAAUGUCAGUCCUCCAAUCUUUAAAAGAUGCAACUUCGGUGAAAGAGAAAGAAUGGAGAGAGUUGUUAGAAAUGAGCAUUGAAAAGUUGGAAUCAGAGCUGGAGCAAACCAAAAAAGCUCUUGAAGAAGAGCAGACGCGGUUUCUAGAACUCAAGACAGACUUCAAGCAUAACUAUGCGCUGUUGCAAGACAAAGAAAGCAAGUGCAAUGGACUACAAAUGAAAUUUGAGCAGAUGAAAGAGGCAAACGAAAAUUUGAAGAACGACUACAACGACAUUUCUGAAACAAAUGAAAAGUUACGAUCACAAAUCGACUAUGAAAGGACUUCAAUAGAAGAAAUUCGGGUAUUUUUCAAAGAUUCGAUUGAUAGACAAUCUAAAGAACACGAGCGGACGAGAAAGGAACUUGAAAAGUACUACACAGAGGAGAUAGAAGUUCUACAGAAAACAAAAACUUCGUUGAUGAAAGAUUUAGCAUUGCUUGAAGAAAAUUUCAAUUCGCAGAAAGAUCAAUACAUUGCUGAACACGAGGAAAAGUUCUUUGAAUUAAGAACUGAAAACGAUGAGAAGUUUUCGUCAAUGGAGCAAAAGAUAUUCACUUUAGAACUAGAGAAAGAUAUGCUGUUUAAGGACAUGCAAACUUUGACUGCGGCUGCCAAUAGCUUACAGAGAGAGCUAGAAGAAAAAGACGGUUCUAGUAAUGAGUUGAAAACAAGCAAGAAGACAUUGGAGCUAAAACUGAAAGAUUUGCAAAAGGUGCACCAAGCCCAUAUAAAGCAGUCUCAAUAUGAACUAGCUGAAAUGAACGAAAAGUUUUCUAAACAGGCCAACAAUUCGGAAUUCAAAAUCUCAAAUCUUAAAGAUACGUUAUCGAAAAGUGAAAUGGCAUGUAAAGAAUUGAAAAUUGAGACGAAUAGUCUAAAACAGCAAGUAAAUGACCAGAAAAGAUCCCAACUGUCAGAAAUGCAAAUCAAAGACGAAGAAGUUUCGAGGCUGAAAAGUAGGUUCGAAUCAGAUUUGAUGCAGAAAGACUCGUCGCACGAAAAGUUGUUUGAUGAAAAACGUAAAUUGCAACAGGAGCUGGAGCUGUGUACUAUAGAGAAAGACAGAUUGGCAAAAAUGUUGAACGAAGAAGGAAAACAUUGCCAGGAAAAGUUGGAUCGAAUGAAAUAUGACCUGAAAGUCAAAAACGAAGACUUGGAAAGGUACAGAGGUGAGAUUGCAGUGAAUCUUGAAAAUAUUCGAGCCUUACAACAAGAAAUGGAACAAAAAGAUUUAGACUGGAGUAGAAAAUGCGAACAGAUUGAAGCUUCGAGUUAUGAAAAAUCAGAAGCGCUCGUCAAAACGCUUUCUGAGCAUCGUUCAAAAAUGUCUGUUGAGAUAUCAGAGCUGAAGCGCGCAGUGAAUGCAAAAACUCACCUAGUCCAUUUACUCAAGAAAGAGAGAGAUUGCAGUGUUUUAACGUUAAGAAGGCACAAUUUGUCUGUAGAUUUUGACAUUCCUAUCAAGGAUUCUCAGGUUGAUUUGGAUGGUCUAAAGUCAAUCGAAUUUGAAAGGAUGACCGAUCAAAACGAAAACUUACGGGAAGUUAUCAAAAAAAUGAGAGAAGAAAUGGUAAAUUUCAGUAAAGAAACCGACACCAAGCACCGUCGCGAAGUGCAAAAGCUAACGAACAGAAUAACGGAUUUGCAACGCGAGGUGGACGAAAAAAGCUCAAAGUUGCAACAAAUUCAGUCGAGCAAUCGAACUUUUGAAACUGAACUGAAUAAACUCAGAAGCAAAAUUGAGAGCCAAAGUACUGAUGAAAACGUUGACAACUCGAUUGCUACAGAGAAGUUCUCAGACAUGCAAUAUGAAUUGAUGACGCAAAAACGGAAAUCAGCCAGUGAGAUCAAGAGUUUGAAAUCUCAAUUGGAAUUGGCAGAAGAAAAAAUAGAGAAGCUUAACCAUGAAAAGGAGAGUUUGUUUCAUAGGUUGAGAACAGGGCAGCAAAAUUCAACAAGUUUUGGUCAGUCAAUGAAAAACCAUGAAGCAGAGUAUAUAGUCCAGCUGAAUAAUAAGUUGAAGACUGCGGCAAAACACAUAAACUAUCUGGCCAAGGAGAGGCAGAGGCUCAUUGCAGCUUGCAACAAACUCAGAGCUGGUUCUCUAGAUGCUCCAACUAAGUCGCCAGAAGCGCAAAAAGGGGUGUUCAAAUCGCGUCUGGAUGAAAUCCAACAGUUGCAGUACGAGCUGGCUCGGAAGCAAUUAGCGGAGAAUUUUGAAGGCGAGACAGGCGGUGCUGGUAGCUUCAACCAAAUUUCGGUUGAUGAUGAGUCAAAUGAGAGACCGAAAAGGAUCGACUCUCCUAUUUUAUCCUCUUCGCGCGGCACUUCACCAUCCCAGACAUUAGCAAGAAUGCAAAGUAAUGUGAGGAGAAACAUUGGACCAGAAAUGCAUUCUUCCUCUUCGGCAGUUGAAUCAGAGCCAACUCCAGACAGAAGAAGAAAGGUGGACCAAGGUGCGGUUGAUGUUAUGUCAUCAAUCGGUGCAGAAGAUACGACGCUUCAGAAUAUAAUGAAAAUGGUUGACAAGGGUCCCGAGUCAUUCACACCUAUGAUGGCAUCCUUGAACUCUUCAGAUGGGACUAUGUUAAACAGAUUCGCAUCAGGGAAUCAAAUCUCGGAAGCACAAGAACACCAAAGGGUUACAGAAGGAAACCAUACACCAGGGAGUAAGCCUGGUCAAAACCUGGAAGUUGUUGGGAAGUCAGAAUCGAUUGCAGCAGAAAAAGAUCGUAAACAAGUCACUAUGUCACUGAAAGCCCAGGGAAAGUUAGCCGCAGCAGAAACAAGAAAGAGAGUUGUUAGAAAUUAUAAUAACAAAUCGGAGGAAUAAACUUAGAAAAUGCCAUAGACCCAAAUUUUCAACCGUAUUGUAUUAUAGUGUUUAUGAUUGUACAUAUUUUUCUUGCCGAUAUCUCGUGUUAAUUUACUCUUUAUUGACGUUUG